AUGUUCGAGUUUGCUUAUUCAGAAGAUCUCGUCCGCUUUCGCCACACACUCACUGUGUAUACAACCAUCAUCCAACCUCUCAUCCGGUCGCUGUGGGCGCUCGAGGCGCUGAACGCCAAUGCAUCUGAUGUGUGGAUGUUCUUUAUGGCAUGUGCUGCCUACAGUAGUGAUUCGCCAGGUGCAUCCGUUCAGGAAACUGGGAUUUCUCGGGAGCUCGCCAAUGAAGUCAUUGAGAAGUUUAACAACCGCUAUGACAAUCUCUUUGUGAACCAGGAGAUCUAUUUCUCCGCAUUCCUUUUGGAUCCUCGUUACACCAUGCGUUCAGAUGCCUUCCUCAUCCUUCCCACCGAGCCUAUCAACGUCUUGCUGCCCCGUAAAGGCGCUGAUUUGACUGUCCGCCAUCCUCGCGCCUUCGACCGGUUGAAACAGUUCUGCAAAGAGACUCUCAUGGCUAUGGUAGAACGAGCAGGGAAGUUCCCAUCCGAGCCCGUUGCACUUGCGCUCGCAUCUAUUGGCGACUCGACGGAGAUCACGCAAGCCCUUCAAGAGCAACUAUACGCCUAUUGGGACGGCCGUGCUCCUUUCAAGUCCCCGCUUCGACCUGGGGAAACUCCUCUUCGGUGGUGGAUGUCUCUGCAGGACGACCGGAAUGCAAGUGUACUCACAUUGAUAUGCGUGAAAGUCUUCUCAGUUCUUGUGAACUCUAUGCCAGAUGAGUGCACCGGUUCGAAGGUCACAUGGUUGAACAGCCCCCUUCGCGGACGCCAAGAUGCGCAGACUCUCAUAGAUAUGGCUUUAGUAGGACAAUACUGGUCACGCAAGGUCACGACACGCGGGAACUCGCACAAACGGCCCCCGAUGGUUCGCGUCACAUUCCGUGACAUUGAGAAAGACCUCAUCAAGGCAGCCUCGGGCGAUGUAGAGGUGUCAGAUGGUGAUAGCGACGCAGGCCGUAUCACUGCCAACGACUCAGACUCAGGCGACGAGUCGUCAGACAGCGAUUCACUGUUAGAUCAACAGGCCCGACGCCGCCGCCACGACUCCAGUGCCAGCACGUCAGCGAACAUUAACUCUAGCGCCAACAAGACAGCUCUCCUUCCAUCCUACGACAUGGACUUGACCUCUCCUGACCUCCUCGACGUCCUCUCGGAUACACCUCGAGUGUCGGGCUCUUCUGCAGCAUCACAGUCAUCAUCAGCGUCCGCCUCCCAGCCCGCCUCAUCGGCGCCGAAGGCUCGUGCUCCUAGCAUGAAAAUCAAGGCUGGUGACUGGGAUUUCUAG
Messenger RNA from Epithele typhae, 1281 nucleotides. RefSeq lists its product as uncharacterized. Lineage: Eukaryota; Fungi; Basidiomycota; Agaricomycetes; Polyporales; Epitheliaceae. The coding region runs from base 1 to 1281 and encodes 426 amino acids. The record is from RefSeq and is a predicted model, not a curated record. The transcript is spliced from 5 exons.